AUGACUUUUUACGAUCGAUUCUUUUAUUUCCUGUACAGUAUUCCAUUUAUAGUCAAGGGAGUGAAUGUUUUGAUGCCGCAGUUGAGAAAAGAAAAUAAUAAUAACUUCAUUGCUGCCCAACCUAACGAUAUAAAUUCGCGACAGGAAUGGAUUGAGCUUUUUAAUGAAUUCGAUACAAAUAAGGACGGUGAGUUGUGUAAAGACGAAAUUAAAUGUCUAAUGAGAGUGUUAGGGACUAAUCCGACUGAUGAAGAAGUUGACGAAUACAUAAAGGAAGUUGAUAAAAAUGAUGAUGAGAAAGUUAACUGUGAAGAGUUUUGUACGUUCAUGGAAAAGCAGCUAGCUAGCGGAGAUCCAAAGGAGAAAUUACGAGAGGCUUUUGACUACUAUGACAUAGACAAGAACGGAAAAAUAGACAGGAGAGAACUCAAACGCAUUCUGAUGGACUGUAGAGAAGACCCCAAUGAUGAAGAUCUGAUUGACGAGAUAAUUAAAACUGCUGAUAUAAAUAAAGACGGCAUGAUUGACCUGGAUGAAUUUGUACAGCAUCUACAGAAUGUCUGAAAUAAAGGAGAGAAAACGACAAUAAAACCAUUGGAUUUAUAUACAUCGUGUAGCAAACACUACUACAGUAGUAAUAGUCGUAUAUGUUUUGUGGAAUAAUGAAAGAUCUUACAUCCCGGUCCGCAAAAGUUGUUUCUUAAAUAAUAGAAGCCAUCUCAUACAAAAUCAUGACAACAGAUUCUUAUCUAGUAUAAUAAUGAGGAAGUUUGACCGGGAAAAUGUUUCUUGUUUCAGUAUGAUGCAAUUUAUUUUUAGAACAGUGCUUAUACGUAUUUAGUCUUGUAUAUAAAAUACAAUCAUCACCGCAGAAAAGUUGGAAACUUAUAUUAUAGAAUAUUUCUAAAAGUGGCCAUAUUAAAGAAUGUUUUAUUUCUGUGUUCUUUUGAGGCAUAAGUCAUUAUUCAGCUUUAAUCUGUUCAUGUAGGAGGGCAAGAGUGCCGUUACCGAAAUGUGGCAAAAACACUAUACAACAUUGCAUAAUUUCCCAUCGUGUAACUGCUGCUUUCAAAUAGAAAACUACGUGACUUCGGUCGUACUAUUAGCCUAAUAGGCUGAUAUUCCUAAUGGUAUUGUC
Molecule: messenger RNA, 1138 nt
Organism: Ruditapes philippinarum (Manila clam)
Lineage: Eukaryota; Metazoa; Mollusca; Bivalvia; Venerida; Veneridae
Product: neo-calmodulin-like
Exons: 6
Coding region: 1-564 (187 amino acids)
Cellular component (GO): cytoplasm
Molecular function (GO): calcium ion binding
Source: RefSeq, a predicted model, not a curated record